Sinocyclocheilus rhinocerous is the source of this 957-nucleotide messenger RNA. RefSeq names its product endonuclease domain-containing 1 protein-like. The coding region runs from base 57 to 902 and encodes 281 amino acids. The record is from RefSeq and is a predicted model, not a curated record. The transcript has 2 exons. NCBI's taxonomy places the organism in Eukaryota, Metazoa, Chordata, Actinopteri, Cypriniformes, Cyprinidae. Gene Ontology annotation, molecular function: nucleic acid binding; hydrolase activity; metal ion binding.
CAGCAGAGACCCAUUCUGUGUUGCUGAACCUGAGCACAUUCUCGUCUGAAGGGAAGAUGAGGCUGUUUAUCGUGAGCGUCUCUUUGCUGCUGCUGCUUCUGGCUUCUUCAUGCAUCUCAUCUGAACCUGUAGACAAAUUCAGUAAAUGCGGUGACUUUUUUUUCCGUCAAACGCCUCCGGCUAUCCCUGGCAUUCUGAAGGAUUCAGCUGCACAGGACAGUAAUUAUGAAAAAAUCUGUCAACGAUAUCAGGAGAGGGAAAAGUAUGUAACCCUCUACGACACAACGAGGAAGAUCCCUCUUUUCUCAGCUUAUAAAUACACCGGAAUACAAGAAUACAAGAACCCAACUAAGAUUCCCUGGAUGAUCGAGUCGCAGUUUGAACCUAUAGGUCCUGGGAUGCGUGAGCCAUUCGUCAAUCAGGCUAUCACUGGAGACUACUACAAUAACAAACAAAACGUUAGUCCCGGUCACUUAUUUCCAGUCCGUUAUGCAGCUGAUCGAGAAACUGCCAAGUCUACAUUCACACUCACCAACAGCAUUCCACAGAAGAGCAACUUAGAGAAAGGCAUUUGGAUUCGCAAAGAACAAGACAUUAAAGAUAUGAUGGAUAAAUACUGUCGUGACAAGAAGAACAAUAAGAAGAUCUUAGCCUACGUGUUGACUGGAGCUCUGCCUGGCCGUGAUACACUGAAUAACAGAGUGAAUAUUCCCUCUCACAAGUGGAUGGCAUUUUGCUGCUUCAGCAGUUCAGGAAACUCAACGCUCUCCAAAGCUGACUGGGCCGAGAACAAAAUGACUGAUGAUACGAUUACUCGUCCUAAGAGCCUGGAGGAGUUACAAAAAUUCUUAAAUGACAACUGGAGGAAACAAGUGAAGUUAUUUUACAAUGACUGUAUGUAAUUUUAACAUGCAACCAGAGAACAGCCUUCUUUAGCAGAAUCACAGCUUUACAUGA